CCGCGCGCGCGAGAGUACACAUUGUCCUAACAGGAACACAACAGUAACAGGAAACACUUUGAUUGCAAUCCAAAGUUCCAUUGAUAGCGCACUGCAAGUGGUUUUUUGUGUAUCAUCGCGACUGUUUCCUGGUAUAUUUCCAUUGACCGGCUCUUUUGGGUGAUCGUCGCUAAUCUACUUACGGGAAACUGUGCCACGAAACAUUAAAAAAAAACUAAAGAAGUACUCGUGAAUGUUUGAACGGAAUACAAGAAAACGCGGUGAUACAUACUGACGCAGUUCACGCCGAGACGAUGCAGCAGAAACGGAUUAUUUUUGGUGCUAUCGUCUUCGUCACUAUCGCUGCAUUCUUCGCCCAGGCCUGCGAGCUUGACCAAACCCAGCACGGCUGUCGGAUAGACAACGGCCAAUGUACAUGUGCCUUUGGAUGUAAAUCAGAAUUUCGAUACGCAACACGGAAAGAAUGUCAAGAUGCACUGAAGGGCCGUUCCGGUGACAUUUGCAGUAGGGCACCUUGCAUGAAUGGUGGAUCUUGCACUCAGGUAACUGCAAUGCCACAGUACAAGUGUCGAUGCGAAGGAACUGGCUAUUGGGGCAACCGGUGCCAACGAUUAUGUCCAAAACCGGAACAAGUUACGGCUGGUGCCAAAUUUCCUCAUGAAUGUGUCGUUAUUUAAACACGAAAUCAUCGGCUUUCAAGAAGGACAUCAUUUAUCUACCAUGUAUUCAAAAACCAAAUUCAUUCUGUGAAAAUCUGGAACUUAGUCGAAAAUAUCCCAUGGAAAUGAUUCCAGAACCAUCGACUAGAAUUUGUUCGAAUGAAACGAAAAUGAUAACAGUCGAUUUGUUGUGAAACAUCGUCGACUUCCUCGAAACAUUGUAGUCAUAACAUCAGCAUAGCCUUUCUUUAUCUUCAUUGUUUUCUGUAGUUUCUGUUGUACGCUUUCUCUAUCAGAACAAACACUACUGAUAAGAUUGACGAAAGUCAAGCACCAGGCCACAAGCUAACCAUUUUUUUUAAAUCUAGGUUGUAGGUUAGGACUAGCCAAUAACAAUUAUAGAACUGUACUGACUAAAACCGGAGAUACGAAACUGUAAAUAAAAAAGAUUUUUAAACAAA
Messenger RNA from Malaya genurostris, 1120 nucleotides. Its product is annotated as neurogenic locus notch homolog protein 2-like. The transcript has 4 exons. Lineage: Eukaryota; Metazoa; Arthropoda; Insecta; Diptera; Culicidae. The coding region runs from base 294 to 677 and encodes 127 amino acids. The record is from RefSeq and is a predicted model, not a curated record.